GUCCCAUAACAGAAUAGAACAAGACACGCAGAUCACACAAACGAAGGCCCUGAUUAGCACUGCCCAUGCUGCAUUUCACUUUGACAUGGACAAUAAGUAAAUAGGGUUUAUCGGAAUAUCCAUCUACUCGUCUUGGAAAGAUGUCUCCUUGGAAUGUUGCACGCGUGUGACUCGACCUCUGGGUAACUUCUGCGCGUGACAGUACAUUUGUUACUUCUUCCAAGGUUUAUAGGGCUGUUCAUCCACUCUAAUGAUGUCUUGUAAUCUUGCGUGACUCAACCUCUUGCGUGACACUUGUGUGAAUCAACCACUUGCGUGACUAUUGUUUGACCCAAUCUUUUGCGUGACUUUUAUGACCCAAUUUCUUGCGUGACAAUUGUGUGACCCAGCCUCUUGCGUGACAAGUGCAAGACUGUGGUACGACGCCUUCUUUCGUAGCCGAAAUGCGUCUUAAAUCAUUAAAGACAUUGUUUGCAGUACUUGUCGCUAUCGUUAUCACCUCGAUCAGUGUUUUUAAGCUCAAGGAAAACAUCGUUUUACACCCGGAGGAGAACAGUCUGAUCCAAGAACGUACUGCUUCAUUUGGAGGAUAUGUCACGGCGGAGUUGGACCUUACAGCACCUACUGCACCCAUCCAUUUACCAGAAAAAGACAACAGCAACCGUACUCAUAUCAUAAUCCCACAUACAGAGGUGGGGCAAACUAAUGCUGCACAUUUUAAGGAGAAACAUGAUAUAAAGAUGUCACAAGACCAGAAGGCAUUACACCAGAGGUUGGGGAACAAACCAAAAGACCAAACCACACCGUCCCACCAUGCAACUCCUUUCCCUAGCAUGCCUUUGGCACUUAUCCCAGCGAAUCCGCGUCAACAUCAAACCGUGAGCCAUUCAGAAUUGCGCUUGAACCGAUCCCAGAAUCCAGAAUUUCCCGGCAUCCCAUCGACACCUACACAACCUAGAACUCAACCAGGUCGUCCCCAACUUCCCACGUAUUCAACACAGCUUCCCAUUGUUCUCUUUGGACUCAUCCAAAAGACCACACCUAGAAGUCGGCCGUGGAAAUCGAGAGCGGCACCAUUAGCCGAGGAGUCGGCAGGUGAUCAGGGGUUACUAUUACGCAGCAGCUUGACGCGGUAUCUAGGAAUCUUCAGGGAUCAUCCCCAGCUUGUUCCAAGGACGUCAUAUCUGCCAGGCUACAUGGAGGUGGCCCAUGCACAUUUGGAUGGCAUCGCCGAGCUGGACUUUAGUGUGUACAAGACCGCACUGGAAGCAGUGAUCACGUGUAACACACGUGCCGGGUGUAUGGCAGUUCAGACGCCAGUGGAUUCUCAUCGCCCUGGAUACGUGGCCCUGAAAUCAGGCUUUGGCCGCCCCGCACCAUCGAAAACAUCAUCUCUUCACAUCAAGAGAGAGUUUGUCCCCGAAUACCUAGAAGCUGUUCUUCAAAGCAUCCCUCUUAAAUGCGCAAUCCCGCUGAAAGACAGUGACGUGGGCUCACGUGAAUGCAAGCUUCCUGUGCUCGACCCAUUCCUUCCCAGCGUGAUGAAACACGUGCAGCUUGAGGCGCAUGCGCAGUGUUCUGGGAAACUCUACACGAGCUACGAAAACGGCGCGCUACGACUACAUGCCAACACCAAUGAUAACGUGACCCAGGUCUCGUACCAGACGAUUAGACGCCCGACAUCGUUCAAUGCCGACUUCUACUCCGAUCUUGUUGACCAAGGGAUUCUUAAUCAACAACACCACAACGUGUCCUUGACCGACGACUUCUUAAAACUCGUAACAACAUUCAACGACGGUCGCCAACAAUCGGACCUCGUCGCCUCUGUCGUAGAGCGCCCAGACGUGCUCAAACGCAUACAGUCGAAAGAAGCACCGCUGGACAUAAUGAUUUUGGCAUUCGACUCAAUGUCCGCGGCGCAUUUCGAGCGAGUAAUGCCGCUGACCUAUGCAUUUCUAAGGGACGAAUUACGGGCGUUUCUCUUCCGGGGAUUUUCUAUCGUUGGCCAGGCAACCACUCCCGCGCUGACUGCCAUGCUCACGGGACGGACAGUGGAGGAGAACUGUGAGAAGCAGGAGGGGAGAAGAGGGGAACCGGGCUCCACGUCCAUCGACGGAUGGCCCUUUAUAUUCAAGGAGUUGAAAGAGAAGGGGUUUUCUACCAUGUUGAGCGAGGACGACCCUUUAUUAGGUGCCUUCAAUCUUCGGCUGUUGGGGUUUAAAGAUCAGCCUGUGGACCAUUACGGUCGCACAUUAUGGCUUGCCUCUGGGUCGCACAAACACUGCUACGGGUCACAGCCCCAGUUCGCCAUCCAGCUGGAGUACUUGAGGAGCUUCAUGCGCGCGUAUCCAGGCAGGCGAAAGUUCGGGCUCACCUUCCUGUCCGACCUCUGCCAUCAGACUUUGAAUCACGUGUCUACCGCCGAUAAGGGCGUGGCCGACUUUCUUCGAUCUCUGAAGCGGGACGGGCUACUGGAGAACACCAUGUUUAUCGUGAUGGGCGACCAUGGACCGAGGUUCGGUGGGACGAGAGAGACCACCCAGGGCAAGCUUGAGGAAUCGUUGCCUUUCCUCGCCGUCCAUCUGCCGGACUGGUUCAAACAGAAGUACACUAAUGAAGUAAGGGAGCUCGAGGAAAACACGCGGGUACUGCUUUCUCCGUUUGAUCUACACGCUACAUUUCUUCACUUGAUGCAUUUUCCGUCUGGUGUACCCUCCAAAGACUCGACUCACGGCUCGUCGCUAUUCGGUGCUCUUCCAAAAGGCCGCAGCUGCGCAAGCGCACGAGUCCCGGAGCACUUCUGUCCUUGUGUCGUGCGCCACAAGGUCGAUCUCUCGCACGUGCACGCAUUAGAGGCUGCGAAAAGCACGGUGCGAGAGAUCAACAAGCGCCUGAGGAACGACACUGAUGCAAGAAUUCUUUGUAGAAAUCUUACCCUUUCGCGAAUUCUCGGCGCCAACCAAGUGACAACCUCUGCGAAGGUACAGACCUUCUCGAAUAUACAAGGCGGGAUGGGUAUUGGGAUUGGUCGAGUCGUGUUUGACAAGGCACUAGCAAAUACGGAUUGUAGUUACGAGGUUAAAUUCUCCGUGAGCCCUGGAGAUGGGGUCUUUGAGAGUACGGUGACGGUAAACAACAUCAGGAUGUACCAGGUGUGGCCGAACAUCAACAGAAUCAAUUCCUACAGCGACAUGUCCAGGUGCAUUUCAGACAAGAACCCUAGACUCAGGGACUUCUGUGUAUGCUUUAGCCAAUCACCAGCCUAAUCCCACAUGCUUUAGACAAUCAUCGGCCAGCAGUUGUGCAGAAAGCGCCCACUUUGAUCUACAAACAGCGCCAACAUCGUCCAGCAUUGCUGUACAGACAGACCUGACAUCGGCCAGCAUUGUUGUUGUACAGAAAGCGCCCUGAGUUAGUACGUAGUUAAUAGAUAGUGGUAUACUGUAAACCGUGUAUAAGAAACUAGAAUUUGACAUCAUGCAGGCUUAAAUUGGAUGUUUAAAGCACCCAUUUUCUGUAAAGAACCUUAUCAGGCAAGUGUGGAUAAAAAGGGAUUUUAUGGCCCUAUGUUUUGUUUAGCAUUGAUCAAUAUUUUUGAAGUCAGCAAGAAUUAUGACCAGUGAUUGUUAUUGUUCAGUGUUCCUGCCUGAUUUGUGUAUUCUGCCUGAUUCUAGGUUCUCAUACGAGGGUGUUCACUUAAACGUAUAAAAAUUGUACAAAAUAUAUCGUAGUAUACUACUAACCGUUUCACGGAUUAAGUCGCUAUAAUUGAAAUAUGUUAUCUAAAAUGUUUAGAGAAAAUAGUUAAAAAUGCCAGGCACUAUGUAAAAUGAUGUUUUAUUGAAUAAAUUUCAUACAGUAAAAUUUA
This is a messenger RNA of Nematostella vectensis (starlet sea anemone), 3868 nucleotides long. RefSeq lists its product as uncharacterized. The record is from RefSeq and is a predicted model, not a curated record. Bases 444 to 3266 code for a protein of 940 amino acids. The transcript has 8 exons. Lineage: Eukaryota; Metazoa; Cnidaria; Anthozoa; Actiniaria; Edwardsiidae.